UUUGCCGGUGCUGGAGCCGCCAUUGGAGCCGGCUUGGCUUGCGGGCUCCGCUGCGGAGCGGGAGGUUGGGCCUCAGUUAAAGUCGCGUCGGCUCCUGGUCCCUGGCCCUUCAGCGGCAUGGCGUGCGGGGCGACGUUGAAGCGGCCCAUGGAGUUCGAGGCGGCGCUGCUGAGCCCCGGCUCCCCGAAGCGGCGGCGCUGUGCCCCUCUGCCCGGCCCCACUCCGGGCCUCAGGCCCCCGGACGCCGAGCCGCCGCCGCUGCUUCAGACGCAGACCCCACCGCCGACUCAGCAGCAGCCCGCCCCGCCCGGCAGCGAGCGGCGCCUUCCAACCCCGGAGCAAAUUUUUCAGAACAUAAAACAAGAAUAUAGUCGUUAUCAGAGGUGGAGACAUUUAGAAGUUGUUCUUAAUCAGAGUGAAGCUUGUACUUCGGAAAGUCAGCCUCACUCCUCAGCACUCACAGCACCUAGUUCGCCAGGUUCCUCCUGGAUGAAGAAGGACCAGCCCACCUUUACCCUCCGACAAGUUGGAAUAAUAUGUGAGCGUCUCUUAAAAGACUAUGAAGAUAAAAUUCGGGAGGAAUAUGAGCAAAUCCUCAAUACCAAACUAGCAGAACAAUAUGAAUCUUUUGUGAAAUUCACACAUGAUCAGAUUAUGCGACGAUAUGGGACAAGGCCAACAAGCUGUAAGUAUUGCCAAGUUUUUCAUUGAAUUUUUCAACUUCCAAGAGCAAGAUUUUGACACUGAGUACCUUGUCUCCUGAGAGCAGAAAGCCCCUGUGAAGUAAAAUAAUAGGUAACAUUUAAAGAAUACUUAUAUGUCCAGCACUGUGCUAAACCCUUUAAAUCCUCACAAAGUUUAUUUAAUCCACAAUUACCUGUUGGGGAGGAACUAUUCCUAGUCCCAUUUUACAGGUAAGGAUAGCAUUUAAAGAAUUUAAAUAAUUUGUCCAGGCUCAUACAGCUAGUGGUUCAGCCAGGAUUAAAACCCCAGGUGGUCUGACUUCAGUGCCAAUUUGUUUAAUACCUGGCUUUUCCCUCAGAAAGGUAGUUUCAAUUGUUUAUUUAUGAAAGUUGAGUCCUUAAGCUAGUUUAUCAAGUGUGUGGUCAGAAUUUCUUAAUUCUAAACAUCUUGCAACUACCCGUUACUCAAAACAUAAAUUAUAAAUAGCUGUAUAUGUAAACUGAAUCUGAGUCAGGUUUCUUAAAUUCUUGCGAAUUUAAGACCUCUUUAGUGGUGAUUGAUAUCCUCUACUGUUUAUCACAUUUACCGUUAGUUAAUAUUUAAAAAGCAUGACACUAUA
Messenger RNA from Balaenoptera ricei (Rice's whale), 1303 nucleotides. RefSeq names its product akirin 1 (gene AKIRIN1). Bases 118 to 711 code for a protein of 197 amino acids. The transcript has 4 exons. Gene Ontology annotation, cellular component: nucleus; chromatin. NCBI's taxonomy places the organism in Eukaryota, Metazoa, Chordata, Mammalia, Artiodactyla, Balaenopteridae. The record is from RefSeq and is a predicted model, not a curated record. Gene Ontology annotation, biological process: positive regulation of lamellipodium assembly; negative regulation of skeletal muscle satellite cell proliferation; positive regulation of myoblast differentiation. Gene Ontology annotation, molecular function: transcription coregulator activity.